ACUGUAAAUCAUAACACCUGAAACCACCUUUGAGUUUCCUCACCAAAUCAAUUCAUCUUCUUCCCCUUGAUUUUCCUCACCCCUUUCUCUUCUAGAUCUGCUAGGUUUGAAAGAACCUAACAAAGUUGCUAGGUUUCAUUUCUUUUUUCUUUUUUUUUUGGGUUAAAAAGGAGUGAGCGAUUGAUCGGAACCAAAAGAGAAAGGCAUUGGGCUCUUCACCACCAUUUUUCUUUCUCUAGAAAUCCUAGAAAUUUACGGUUUCAUUUCUCUAGUUAUACAAAUUUUCUUCGAAAUCUAAGGUUUUUGCAACAACAGAAUUUGGGGAUUUGAUUUGGCAAGAACCAAAGGAAAGGGUUGAGAAGGGGAGACAAAAUGAUGAGUUUGGAUUCAAUGUCAUUGAAUUCUCAUGGGAACCUAGACGACCAGAUUGAUCAGCUCAUGCAAUGCAAGCCCUUGUCUGAGCAAGAGGUACUAUUCUUUUUCUAUAUUGGGUGGUAAAUGUUCAUGGGUUCAUUGAUUCUUGUUGUUUUGGUGGUAAUUUCUAGGUGUUGGUAUGGAUCUGUGAGGGAUUUGUUGGUUCUGGUGCGAGUUUGUUGGGGAUUUGUGAUUCUGUGAGUUUAUUAAAAUUCGGGUAUUUUUUGAUCGAUCUUGAGGUGGAUUCCUUUGUUCUUUCUAUUGGGUUUCUUUCGAACCUAGCAGAAGAGAGAAAUUGGAAGGGAAAAUGUCUAGAUUUGGUGUUGAGGGAGGGAUAGAGAGAGAAAGAAAAUGAAAGGAUGAAUUGUAG
Molecule: messenger RNA, 784 nt
Organism: Rubroshorea leprosula
Lineage: Eukaryota; Viridiplantae; Streptophyta; Magnoliopsida; Malvales; Dipterocarpaceae
Source: the annotation of a GenBank genome assembly